AAUUAAAGUAAGUAAUAAAACAAACAGCUUCAUCAAUCAUUUGGUUUCCGUUAUUAUCAUUUUGGAUCCGAGACAGAUUCCCUGCGAUCUCACGGAUUGAAUUUUCAAUUAAUCAAGAACAAAAACAGCAAUGGCGACCUUUCUGAAGCUUGAAGAUUCACCUAUGUUUCAGAAGCAGAUAUGUUCUUUAGAGCUCAUGGCUGACGAUUUGAAAUAUCGCUGUCAAAUACUAUACAAAGGCAGCAAAAAGUUUCUGACAGCCCUUGUAGAAGCACAUAAUGGAGAAAAUAGCUUUGCUGAUUCUUUAGAAGCAUUUGGUAGUGGGAAGGAUGAUCCUGAUAGUUUAUCCGUAGGAGAUUUCCAAGGGCCAAUCAUGUCCAAGUUCAUCGAAACUUUUCGUGAGCUGGCUAGCUAUAAAGAGUUGCUUCGUUCACAAGUGGAUCAUGUGUUAAUUGAUCGACUGAUGCACUUUAUGACUGUUGAUGUGCAAGAUGCAAAGGAGUCUCGUCGACGGUUUGACAAAGCUAUAACUGCAUAUGAUCAGGCACGUGAAAGGUUCGUUUCUUUGAAGAAGAACACACCAGAAGAUAUUGUUGCUGAGCUAGAAGAGGAUCUACAAAAUUCAAAAUCUACUUUUGAGAGAAGCCGCUUCAAUUUAGUAAGUGUGCUAAUGAAUAUUGAAGCAAAAAAGAAGUACGAGUUUCUGGAAUCUAUAAGUGCAAUUAUGGAUAGUCAUCUUAAAUAUUUUAAGCUGGGGUAUGAAUUAUUGAAGCAGUUAGAACCAUUUAUUCACCAGGUAUAUACAUAUGCUCAGCAGGAAAAAGAAUUAGCAAAAGCUGAGCAGUGUAGUCUUGAGAAACGUAUUCAAGAAUACAGGACCCAAGCUGAGAUUGAUACUCUAAAAGCUUCAAGUAACAUAGGGUCUUCAACGAGUUCUGGUGGCAUUUUUGUUAUGGGCAUAAAUUCAGACAAAAACAUAGAAGCAAUCAUGCAGUCCUCAAUAAACGGGGAGGUCCAGACAAUCAAACAAGGAUAUUUGUUGAAACGAUCUUCAAGUUUGAGGGGAGAUUGGAAGAGGAGGUUCUUUGUGCUUGAUAGUCAAGGAACACUGUACUAUUAUAGGAAUAAGGGUAUCAAACCAACGAGUUUUCUCCAUCAGUAUGCUGGUGCAGUUGACCAUAAUAGCGGUGUAUUUGCUAAAUUUCGUUCAAUAUAUAAGACAUCAUCUAAUGAAAAUCUGGGAUGUCGUACCGUUGAUCUUCGUACUUCAACAAUAAAAAUGGAUGCGGAAGAUACAGACUUACGGCUCUGCUUUAGGAUCAUAUCUCCUCUUAAAACUUACACAUUGCAGGCUGAAAAUGUGGGGGAUAGAAUGGACUGGGUUAAUAAAAUAACUGCAGUUAUUACAUCUCUUUUGAACAAUCAAUGCCUGCAGCAGCAUGUGGAGAAUAAUGACUAUGCUCGCAGAACUUCUAAUGUUUUGUUACCUUAUAACCAAGGUACUUCAGAUGAUCAAAUAGGCAACAGAGCAGAACCUGUUUCUGCAGUCCUCCGAGAAAUUCCCGGAAAUUAUUUUUGUGCAGAGUGCAAUUCGCAUGAACCCGAUUGGGCAUCUCUUAAUCUUGGCAUAUUAUUAUGCAUCGAAUGCUCUGGUGCUCACCGCAAUCUCGGUGUACACAUUUCAAAGGUGAGAUCUUUGACAUUAGAUGUCAAAGUGUGGGAACCUUCUGUUGUGGAACUGUUUCGUACUCUGGGCAAUUCUUAUUGUAACUCUAUAUGGGAAGGUUCACUCCUUCAGAAUAAGAGUGUGGAUGAAUCAAAUCCUAUUAGCACAUCAAUAACAAAACCUUGUCCCAAAGACCCAAUUUCGGAUAAAGAGAAAUAUAUUAACGCUAAGUACGUAAGCAAAUUGCUAAUCAUCAGAGAUCCAGAGCAAUAUGGAGUGUCUACAAACCACAUAAACAUCUGGCAAGCAGUUAAGGCUGAUAAUUUACGAGAAGUAUAUCGUCUAAUUGCAUUUUCAGACACCAAUAUUGUAAAUUCCACCUUUGAUGAUGUCUUCAGCGUGGAGUGGUAUCACCAUGCUGAUGCUCACGACCAAAAAAUUGAUAGCUACACUGAGCAGAGUAUACAGAAUGAUCCAUCGGCCUGUCAGAGAAUCAAGAAUUCAAAUGACCCUACUUAUUGUCUACAAGGUUGUUCACUGUUGCAUCUGGCAUGCCAAAAUGGCAAUCCUGUGUUGGUUGAGUUGUUGAUGCUAUCUGGUGCCGAUAUAAAUAUGCGCGAUUUCCAUGGCAGGACUCCUUUACACCAUUGCAUUGCUACAGGCCAUUACACUUUGGCAAAGCAUAUACUGAAAAGAGGUGCACGGGCUUCAAUUAGAGAUGGUGGGGGAUUUAGUGCAUUAGAUAGGGCUAUGGAGAUGGGGGAAAUUACAGAUGAGGGGCUACUUGUUUUGCUUGAUGAAAGCCAUUGAAGAAAACUGCUUAUGAAGCUUGCUUCUCUCCCAUGAUUAUGAUUCUCACUUGUGUUGGCAGUUGUUGCCUAUUUGCAUAAUCUUCUGAUUUAUCAACAUUUCCAAUUGGUUCUCCUGCAUUAACUCGAUCGAUUCUUGAAAGAGUGUUGGAAACUUCCCUUUUGUUCU
Molecule: messenger RNA, 2644 nt
Organism: Hibiscus syriacus
Lineage: Eukaryota; Viridiplantae; Streptophyta; Magnoliopsida; Malvales; Malvaceae
Product: ADP-ribosylation factor GTPase-activating protein AGD2-like
Exons: 19
Coding region: 131-2476 (781 amino acids)
Cellular component (GO): cytoplasm
Molecular function (GO): GTPase activator activity; protein binding
Source: RefSeq, a predicted model, not a curated record